Mytilus trossulus (common blue mussel) is the source of this 3702-nucleotide messenger RNA. Its product is annotated as endonuclease/exonuclease/phosphatase family domain-containing protein 1-like. The coding region runs from base 610 to 3519 and encodes 969 amino acids. Gene Ontology annotation, cellular component: plasma membrane. The transcript has 17 exons. Gene Ontology annotation, biological process: DNA repair. The record is from RefSeq and is a predicted model, not a curated record. Gene Ontology annotation, molecular function: DNA binding; catalytic activity. Lineage: Eukaryota; Metazoa; Mollusca; Bivalvia; Mytilida; Mytilidae.
AAGCGCUUAUAAAUAAAAAGGUCAAGGUAGUUAAAAGGGGCGGACAAUGCAUUGAUGCUGAACUGUGUUUCAUUUUACAAAACAGAUUUAUUAUACAUUCAAAUCAAGUGGACUAUUUCAUAUGCUUCAAGCAAAUUAAAGAAACAGUAGGUCCGUGAAUCUGAAGGCUGCUAAAGAGUCGACAAGUCAGUUGAUAAUCCUUGAUUUAAAUGGUAGAAGGUUAUCUGGAUGUGAAACAAGGUCAAUUUUUAAAGAGACUUGCCAUAAUAUUAACACUUUGAUGGAGGCUAAUUACAAGGGAGACGCGACAGGUAUCGUUAAUUUCAGCAGGAGAUACCAGUAAGAAUCUACCUGAUGAGUAAAAAUUUGAAUAAUGAAUAAGGUAUCAUAUGGAUUAUAAUAUACCUGUGAAUGAAUAGGUUUUUAACAUGGAAAACUUGCCGAUAAUAAACACUUUUCAACGGAUAUAGUUCCUGUGCAUAUCACUUCGAUUUCGCUUUCAAAUACUUAAGUUGUCUGUUUCCAUAAUGAAAAGAAUAUAAACAAGAAUUGAUUUAGUUAUUUGAAAAAAAAAUAUAAGUCAAUACCUUGCAGUAAAUUUAUUUAAAAAUGGGGGCCGUCAAUAGCUGCUGCAUCCCCAAAAAUCGGGAUUAUGAUCACGACAACAAAAAACUUAAAAAACACAGAAGGAACUUAAGUGCAACUUUUAAUAUGUCUAUGAUGGAUGAAACUCAGCAAAACAUGAUCAACAUCAAUUAUGCAGCUGAAGAAGAACUGAUGACACUUCCUGGAAUAAACCGUGCAACGGCACAGAACAUCAUUGAGUAUAGAAAACAAAUUGGAGGAUUUAAGAAAGUUGAGGACUUGGCUCUUGUCUCAGGUGUUGGUGCUGCAAAAUUGAACACAAUAAGGAACGAAGUUUGUGUUUCAGUGAAAAGAAUGACAAGCACAACUGAGGGGAAUUCUGGGGGGAGUUCAUUAAGUGGAAGUAAUAAAGAUUUGGAAGUUUUUACAAAUGAUUCGGUGAAAAAGAAAAAUGGUAAUUCAAAAAUGAAUAUUAAUUCUUCCAAUGUUUUCCAGUUAAUGAAAAUUAAUGGUGUUGGACAAAGUCUUGCGGAGAAUAUAGUAACCUAUAGGGAUAAGAAAGGACCCUUUAAAUCUAUAGAUGACCUUGUGAAAGUGAAGGGCAUUGGAAACAGUAUAUUAAGUGCAAUAAGAUAUCAAGUCUGCUUGGAUGAUUCUGAGGACCAAACAUUCAUGAAUGGCAAUAUCACACAUAAAGAUGAUUCUAAUUCAAACUCAUCAUCUAUAAACACAACUACAUGUACAAACAGACAUUUAUCUGAGUCCACAGAAAAUAUGUUGGAUAUUUUAGAACCUAUCAUUAAAUCUUCUUCUAGACCAAAAGUGGCACCGUUUAAUUUUAAACAUAAAAACAAAGGUGUUGUGAGGAUAGCUAGUUGGAAUGUGGAACGAUUCGAUGAAGAAAAAGCUAAUAAUCCAGGAGUUAAAGAGGUCAUUUGUAUGACAAUUCUAGAAAAUGGAUUUGGUUUAAUUGCAUUUCAAGAGCUUGCUGAUGAGAAAGCAUUAGAAAAGAUAUGUGUAGAACUAAACACUCCAUCUUUACCAUGUACAAAGAAGUGGUCAGGUCGAGGUGGAAAAUGGAAGUUUGUAGUAUCAGAGGCUACUGGUAGGAUGUAUCAGAGUAAUGAAUAUAAUGGCUUCCUGUAUGAUGUUUCACAAGGGAUAACAUUAAAUCAUUCGGCAUUGCUGGAAAAACCUGAUAACUCUCCAAAACCAUUCACCAGAGCACCAUUUAUUGGAACUUUUAAGAUGAAGAAGUUUGAUUGUAUAGUUGUGAGCGUACAUAUGAAGGCUACAGGAUUAGCUAAUGAAGACUUGGACAGACUUCAGAAAGAAAUAGAUCAAGUACCACAACUGAUCAAAGCCAUUGAACAACAAUAUCCAGGGGAAGAAGAUAUUAUUAUGUUAGGGGAUUUCAACUUAGAUCCACAGAAAGAAGAUUUUGAUGUGAUGCGUAAGAAAGGUUAUGAAAAUUGUGUACCGGUAGGAGAAUAUACAAACAUCAGCAAUAACAACCUUAAAGGGAGUCAGACGUAUGACCAUAUAUGGUUAACAAGUAGCACUAAAAAGACAUUUUCAGGUUAUUCAGGUGUUGUAAGAGAGGGUCUGACAAGUCCUCUGAUACCUAAAGGCUGGGGAUGGGGAGGUGUUGUCAGUGACCAUUGUCCAGUAUGGACAGAGCUAUACAAAGGGAAAGAUUUCGAUACAGCAGAUUUAACCAUCACUCCAGAUGCCAUCAAAUUUACUCUUGAUGGUUGGGAUAUUAAUAGACGGAUUUCGCAUUACUUUGGAAAAUUUCAUUCAUGUUAUUGUUUAAAGAUGGGAAUAGUGAAUAGUUGUUUUGAUUCUGAAAGUCAGGGUGGUGAAGUUGAAGAGAAGGAGGUGAAACGUAACUACGAAGUUACUGACACUAUAUGUAUGAACAAACAUUUAUCUGAAUCCACGGAAAACAUUAUAAAUUUGUUAGAACCAAUAAUCACGAUCAUAAAAUCUUCCUCUAGACCACAAGUUGCACAGUUUAAUUUUAAACAUAAAAACAAAGGUGUUGUGAGGAUAGCUAGUUGGAAUGUGGAACGAUUUGACGAGGACAAAGCUAAUAACCCCGGAGUGAGAGAAGUUGUUUGUAUGACAAUUCUGGAAAAUGGGUUUGGUUUGGUUGCAUUUCAAGAGCUUGCAGAUAAAAUAUCAUUAGAAAAGAUAUGCGAGGAGCUCAAUACUCCAUCAUUGUCUUGUACAAAAAAAUGGCAUGGACAUCGUGGAGAAUGGAAGUUUGUGGUGUCUGAAGCCACUGGAAGGAUGUAUCGGAGUAAUGAAUAUAAUGGUUUCCUUUAUGACACUUCGCAAGGAAUAACCUUUAAUCAUUCUGAACUGCUGGAAAAGGCAAAAAAGGGACCGAAAGCAUUCACAAGGGCGCCAUUUAUUGGAACAUUUAAGAUUAAAAAAUUUGACUGUGUUAUAGUGAGUGUACAUCUAAAAGCGACAGGUUUAGGUAAUGAAGAUUUAAGCAGACUCCAAGAGGAGAUAGAUAAAGUUCCUGAACUGAUUGAUGCCAUUGAGCAACGGUAUCCGGGAGAGGAAGAUAUUAUCAUACUGGGAGAUUUUAAUUUAGAUCCACAAAAGGAAGAUUUUGACAUUUUACGGAAGAAAGAUUAUGACAACUGCCUUCCAGUGGGUGAAUUUACAAACAUAAGCAACAGCAAUCCUAAAGGCAGUCAAACUUAUGAUCAUAUGUGGAUAAGUAACGGCACAAGAAAGGCAUUUUCAGGCAAUUCCGGAGUCAUAAGGGGAAAUUUGACAAGUCCGUUGAUACCUAACGGCUGGUCAUGGGGAGGUGUUGUCAGUGACCACUGCCCGGUUUGGACAGAGCUAUACACAGGGAAAGACUAUGACUCAGCAGAUCUAAGUGUUAUUCCGGAUACUAAUUUUACUCUUUAAUAUUUAAUUUGAAGCAUAAAAUGAUAUGACAUCAGAUGAACAAGAUCUUACGAAAUAGAGUGUUGAUUCGAUUACUACGCUUUACGUGUGUUAUAUGGUAGGAAAACGAUAACCGUAAAUGAAUUUUAAAUAUCUCAUAUCUGAAUAUGUAUUAAGAAUUUUGCAAUACAUAUUUUAUUAUUA